This is a messenger RNA of Coregonus sp. 'balchen', 3485 nucleotides long. The record is from the annotation of a GenBank genome assembly. NCBI's taxonomy places the organism in Eukaryota, Metazoa, Chordata, Actinopteri, Salmoniformes, Salmonidae.
AUGAUAGCCCACAUGCUGGUAUAUAUGGUACUAUGCAUGAAAGUCAUUGAUCUGAGAAAAAUAAACAAAGGAGAGAUAAGCAAUUGAAGGCUGGACAUGUUCAAGAGAGCAAAUAAAGAGAAACUAACCAGGUUUCCAUUCAACCAUUUCAUCCGGAUGAAUUACUGUACCUGACGCAUGGGGCGGCAGGUAGCUUAGUGGUUAAGAGCGUUGUGCCAGUAACCGAAAGGUCACUAGUUCUAAUCCCUGAGCCGACUAGGUGAAAAAUCUGUCGAUGUGCCCUUGAGCAAGGCACUUAACCCUAAUUGCUCCUGUAAGUCGCUCUGGAUAAGAGCGUCUGCUAAAUGACAAAAAAAUAAAUAAAUAAAUAAAUAAAUAAAAAAAAGUAACGACCGGGUUGAUGGAAACAGGAAAUGUCGGCACAAUUUCGUAAAUGUCAACAGACGAUUUGUUUGUUUGACAUGGUGGGAUCUUUUUGUAUUGGUAAGAUUUAUUAUGCGAGAAAUGGUGGUAAAAAACACCUUUUUAAUGCGCAAAUAUUUAUAUAAUAACCAUCAUAUUGAAGUGAACUUGGAGUCACGUGAUGAUAUGUUGUGUGGUCCUCCCACUACGACUUGGAAAAGCAUGCAGUUUAUUAGGCUACAGAUGAAAUAAGUUAUGAACUUGGUAAAAGUGCACAGUGAUGAGUUUGAUGCUCCCCCCUCCCCCUCCCCCGCCAGUUGCCUGUACAGCUGUUGUUUGGGUAGCCUUGAGUCGGUCAUGCGGAGACAGUGUUCUGUCCAUCGGAGUUGGUGGAGGAUGAUUUGGGAUUCUAUGCUUGGGAUGUUGGCCUGGGUCAGGACGCUGGUCAGUCGAUCCUCACACCUGAUGUUCAGUAUUUUCCUCAAGAACUGUUGCUGCCGACGCUCCAGUUUUUGAAGGUGCCUUCUGUAUGUCACGUCUCACAGCCAUAGAGAGGGUUGGGAUUAUGACAGCCUUGUACACUAUGAGUUUCGUGUUGGUACUAAGGUCGUGGUUUUUGGACACCCGCUUUGUCAGUUUUCCAAAGGCUGUGCUGGCGCAGGAUAUCCUGUGCUGUAUUUCUUCCUCAAUGGUGACUCGUUGUGAGAGGUGACUUCCGAGGUAAGCAAAGUGUUCCACGUUGUCAAGUGGUUCACUUCCAACGUGAGUUACUAUCAGAUUUGGUGGUUGUCCUGGGGCAGGCUGGUGGAGCACCUUUUGUUUUCUGUAUGUUCAGGCUCAGUGCCAGACUCUUGUAUGCUUCGGAGACACUUUUGAGGGCAGUUUGGGGGUCUGCUUUGGAGUGUGCGAUAAUGGCACAGUUGUCUGCAUAUUGGAGGUCCUUGACUGUGGUAGUUCUCACUUUGGUUUAGGUGGUAAUCACACAGUCUACACCCUCUUGAACAUUUUCCAAAUGUUGCUGUCUUAAAAUGUAGUCUAAAAGGGGAUUACAUUUUUUUAAAAAUCCUACGUCUGUUGUAGAAGAGAAAAUGUUGCAGUUUUAAAGCAAAUUUCCUGCUAUUCUACACUUUUGCUGUUUUAUAGCUCCCCACUGGGCACAGACUUUAAUUCAACGUCUAUUCCAAGUUGGUUCCACGUAAUUCCAUUGAAAUGAUGUGGAAACAACUUUGAUUCAACCAGUGUGUGCCAGGUGGACCAUAUCAUGCUUUUGUUCACAUUUUGCCAUGAGGCUGAGAGAAAAUGUUGCAGUUUUACAGCUAAUUUCCUGCAAUUCUACAAAUGUUGCUAUCAUAUGCUAUCUGGGGGGCCCCCGACCUGGGGGCCUCCAUAAUUCUUAAAUGGAAGAAGUUUGGAACCACCAAGACUCUUCCAAGAGCUGGCCGCCCGGCCAAACUGAACAAUCGGGGGAGAAGGGCCUUGGUCAGGGAGGUGACCAAGAACCCGAUGGUCACUCUGACAGAGCUCCAGAGUUCCUCUGUUGAGAUGGGACAACCUUCCAGAAGGACAACCAUCUCUGCAGCACUCUACCAAUCAGGCCUUUAUGGUAGAAUGGCCAGACGAAAGCCACUCCUCAGUAAAAGGCCCACUUGGGGUUUGCCAAAAGGCACCUAAAGAACUCUCAGACCAUGAGAAACAAGAUUCUCUGGUCUGAUGAAACCAAGAUUGAACUCUUUAGCCUGAAUGCCAAGCGUCACGUCUGGAGGAAACCUGCAGCAUCAUGCUGUGGGGAUGUUUUUCAGCGGUAGGGACUGGGAGACGGGAAAGAUGAACGGCGCAAAGUGCAGAGAGAUCCUUGAUGAAAACCUGAUCCAGAGCGCUCAGGACCUCAGACUGGGGCGAAGGUUCACCUUCCAACAGAACAAUGACCCUAAGCACAUAGCCAAGACAACACAGGAGUGGCUUCGGGACAAGUCUCUGAAUGUCCUUGAGUGGCCCAGCCAGAGCCCGGACUCGAACAUCUCUGGAGAGACCUGAAAAUAGCUUUGCAGCAACGCUCCCCAUCCAACCUGACAGAGCUUGAGAGGAUCUGCAGAGAAGAAUGGAAGUAACUCCCCAAAUACAGGUGUGCCAAGCUUGUAGCGUUAUACCCAAGAACGGUCGAGGCUGUAAUCGCUGCCAAAGGUACUGAGUAAAGGGUCUGAAUACUUAUGUAAAUGUGGGUAUGAUUGAGUGUGCAAAGCUGUCAUCAAGGCAAAGGGUGCCUACUUUGAAGAAUCUCAAAUGUAAAAUAUAUUUUGAUUUGUUUAACACUUUUUUUAGUUACUACAUGAUUCCAUAUGUGUUAUUUCAUAGUUUUGAUGUCUUCACUAUUAUUCUACAAUGUAGAAAAUAGUAAAAAUAAAGAAAAACCUUUGAAUGAGUAGGUGUGUCCAAACUUUUGACUGGUACUGUAUGUAUGUAUGUAUGUGUGUGUGUGUGUGUGUGUGUGUAUGUAUGUAUGUAUGUAUGUAUGUAUGUAUGUAACACCCUUUUUUCUGAGUCCACAGCACAUUGCCCAUAGCAACAAUCUUCAUGCAAGUCCUAAUUGUAGUGUGCUGGAACAACACAGUGCUUGUGCCUGCUGACACACACACACAGUAUAUGUUGACUUGGCUAUUCACUAAUUGCUACCAUACACCCUGUUUCACUUACCAUUCAACAUCUGUAGGCUGUAGCCUGUUAUAUAGAGACUUCAGUAAGAUAAUCUAAUAGUGACUCAAUCUCUCUCCCUCACAGAGCUGGAUCCCCAAGAUCAUCAAAAAGAGAGUUUGCACCACGUUCAUAGAGGACUCCUUUAGGUACAAUACAGUUACCCAAUGCAACAUGUCCAUGCAAAGCAAAUGUUGUCAGUGUGUCUGUGUUGUCUGUUGACUGUUACGGCUGGUUGUGUGUAUUCAUGUGUAUGUCUUUCUCUCGCUCUCCCUGUCAGCAAUGGUGUGUUGUGUCAGUGUGGGGGUGUGCGGGAGACACACUGCUCCAUCGCUACAGGAGACUAUUUCGGGGCGGCCAUCGUCACCCAGUGGGACAGCUCUCAGCACUCCUCA